This is a messenger RNA of Capsicum annuum, 2244 nucleotides long. RefSeq names its product pheophytinase, chloroplastic. Bases 575 to 2083 code for a protein of 502 amino acids. Lineage: Eukaryota; Viridiplantae; Streptophyta; Magnoliopsida; Solanales; Solanaceae. The record is from RefSeq and is a predicted model, not a curated record. Gene Ontology annotation, molecular function: pheophytinase activity. The transcript is spliced from 6 exons. Gene Ontology annotation, cellular component: chloroplast. Gene Ontology annotation, biological process: chlorophyll catabolic process.
AAUAUAAUAUUUAAUUCCCUCUUUCUUGUUUCGUUUUUCCCUUAUGCAACGAAAGCAAGUUCUGUUUAUGUUUUCCUUUUUUAUUGGUUAGUCAUACAGUAAUUGAUAAAUUGGUGGUGUUUAAGUUUAGUAAGUCGGCUUAGGCUUUCUUUCUAGUUUGUUUUUACCACAAGGAAUUGUGAAAAAAAAAUUGUUCUUUUGGAUUAUUAGUUUUUGGUUUACUAUGAUAGCUUCUGUUGGGUGUUUGAGUUCAAGAGUUGUGUGUUGUGAAGAAUUUCCAAUUAAGCUGAAGAAGGUUAACAGUGGUGUCUGGCCAGCUCAACAUGUAUUGGGUAACUCUGUUUGAACAGAAGGGAAGUAAUUACCUAAUGUUUUUUUUGUCUCUACUAGGGUUUGAACCCUGAAGAAGGUUAUUCCAGUUAUAUUUCAUGAGUGAUUUAGUAGAAUGAGAGGAUUAAACAAAUAGUUGCUUAGGUUCUUGGUUUGAUCUGCCAGAUCAGGCUGAUCUGUCCUCUCAGAAUCUGGAUUCGGGAUUUGAAGUUUAUGGUAUUCAUUUUGGAAAGCUGACUCCAGGAUGGAAAUUUGUUCUUUAUCUUUGACACCCUAUUACUGUGUUGUAAAUGUUAGACAGAAUGUGAUUGGAAAAUGCCUAAUUUCAAAUCAGGCAAUGUUUCCCAUACUAAAAGCAAGAAGGUUGUGUUCUGGUUUAGAUGUUUAUGGUGUAACGAAAAAGAGGAACCGGAGAUUUUGCACUAUCGCUACUCUAAAGGGGUUUGACGGUGUUGAAAGCUAUAACUCAGAUAUGCUAAAUGGGCAAGUCGGUACCCAAGAUUUGACUGGUAGAGGUAAAUCAGUACCAAAGGUUAUGAUUCCUAGUUUACCUAAUGAAACUAAAGGUGACACUGUUGCUGAAAUCGAUAGCUGUUUGUGGGAAUGGAAGCCGAAGCUGAAUGUUCAUUAUGAGAAAUCUGGAUGUCAAAAUGUGAACUCCGCACCAAUACUUUUUCUUCCUGGUUUUGGUGUUGGUUCCUUUCACUAUGAAAAGCAACUAAAGGAUCUUGGUCGUGAUUACAGAAUAUGGGCAUUAGAUUUUAUUGGACAGGGAAAGUCAUUACCUUGUGAGGAUCCAACUUCGCAAUCCAAAAGAUUAGAUGAAUCAGAAGGUGAUGGAAACAAUGUUCUCUGGGGUUUUGGAGAUGAAGCGGAACCUUGGGCAAAAGAACUUGUCUAUUCUGCUGACUUAUGGAGGGACCAAGUACGCUAUUUCAUUGAAGAGGUUAUUAAAGAACCAGUCUAUAUAGUGGGAAAUUCACUUGGUGGAUAUGUUGCGCUCUACUUUGCAGCAUGCUACCCUCAAUUGGUGAAAGGUGUAACCUUGCUGAAUGCGACGCCUUUUUGGGGAUUUCUUCCUAAUCCUAUUAGAUCUCCAAGAUUAUCUAGAUUGUUUCCAUGGGCCGGGACUUUUCCUCUGCCCUCCAAUAUCAGAAAACUCACAGAACUUGUAUGGCAGAAAAUUAGUGCUCCCGAGAGUAUUGCAGAGGUGCUUAAACAAGUUUAUGCUGAUCAUACCACAAAAGUGGAUAAAGUUUUCUCUAGUAUUCUUGAGGUAACAGAACACCCUGCAGCAGCAGCAGCCCUUGCCUCAAUAAUGUUCGCUCCUCGGGGACAACUAGGUUUUAAAGAGGCACUGUCUGGGUGUCGAAUGAACAAUGUGCCCCUCUGUCUCAUAUAUGGGAAAGAAGACCCUUGGGUAACGCCUAUUUGGGGUUUACAAGCGAAACGCCAAUUCCCUGAAGCUCCAUAUUAUCAGAUUAGUCCAGCUGGACACUGUCCCCAUGAUGAAGUCCCAGAGAUUGUGAAUUAUUUGCUGCGCGGAUGGAUCAAGAACAUUGAAUCUGAUAAUUCAGUUGCAUUGCCUCUUCUAGAUUAUCCAGAAAGCAUUGAAUACGACGUUGUCAAAGAAUUGGAAUUUGUUCGCCAAGGAAUGAAAAGAUCAGUAAAAGUGCAAUUUUAUGGAUCAGUGACUUCUCAAUGGGAGAGGCUUGGCAUGUUUCUAAAAUCUAGAUUCCAAUAUGGAGUUUAACUCUCCAUAAUUGCACAUAACUUUUUUCAUUUUUUUGUGCGCAUAGAUUACGCAUAUUGUGUGAUAAAUCCCCACAGUGUUCAUGGGUUACAUAACAAUUUAGCAAUGUAAAUUAUAAUUAGGUCAACAUAUAUAAAAGAAAAAUCUCAUUCCUUGAUUAA